AAAACAAAUAAGAAAAAUAAGGAAAGAUUCAUUUUAUUCUCUGGUGAACAGGUCGCUAACUGCCGCAUACAGUACCGCCAGUGCCAGAAAGGAGAAGCUCAUCAGCAACUAACCGUUGCUCAUCCAACAAAGCAGAAUGAUCUCGCGGUCGCUUGUUUCUUCCAGUAUCAGAACACAGUUCCAAUCAAUCUUCCUCUUUGGAUCCGUUCGUCCAACCAUCAUCCAAAGAUUCACAUGCGCAGCCCCUUUUUCUUCGGAGUCAUACCUGCAGGAUUGCAAUGACUUGAAUCCACUGACACACAAGGACUGGUUGGCGCCAAAUGAGGUUUUGAAGAUAUUCACGAAUCUCAAGGACCCUAAUUCAGUGUUUACCGUGUUCGAUCAAGUUUCUAAGCGCAGAGAUUACAAACCCAAUGAAGCCCUUUACACUUUGGUCAUCAGCAAGCUUGGACAAGCCAAGAAAUUUGAUGAGAUAGAAGAUUUGAUGGGUAGAAUCAAGGUUGAAAAAAGAUGUAGGCUUACUGAUGAUUUUUUCUAUAACAUUAUUAAAAUUUACGGCAAUGUCGCCGGUCGUAUCAAUCGAGCAAUCGAGACCCUUUUUGACAUGCCGAAUUUUGGUUGUUGGCCGACGGUGAAAACCUUUAAUUUUGUGUUGAACUUACUUGUUUCGACGAAACAAUUUGAUGUUGUUCAUGAUGUUUAUCUUGGUGCUUCUCAGUUAGGAGUUGAAAUUGAUGCUUGUACUCUUAACAUUUUGAUUAAGGGGUUGUGUGGGUGUGGAGAUUUGGAUGCCGCCUUCUAUGUGCUCGAUGAAUUUCCCAAGCAAAGAUGUGUGCCAAAUGAAAGAACAUUCUCGACGUUAAUGCACGGGUUAUGUGAAAAUGGAAGACUAGAAGAAGCAUUUGGAUUGCUUGAGAGAAUGGAAAGAGAGGGCAUUGAGCCGGAUACGAUCACAUUUAAUAUUUUGAUUUCAGGGCUGAGGAAACGAGGGAGAGUUGGAGAGGCAAUAGAGCUUUUGGAUAAGAUGAGGCUCAAGGGUUGUCAUCCCAAUUCAGGGUCUUAUCAGGAGGUCCUUUAUGGUUUUCUUGAUACUCAGAAAUUUGUUGAGGCCAAGGAUUUAAUGUACCGGAUGAUCUCUGAGGGUGUAGGUCCAAGCUUUGUAUCCUAUAAGUUGUUAAUUCAUGGGCUUUGUGACCAAAAAUUAUUGGGAGAUAUGAAUUGGGUUUUGAAGCAAAUGGUAGAUCAAGGUUUCAUCCCAAAGAUGGGAAUGUGGAAGAGGAUUCUUCAGAGCAUGUGUUUAGGAAAUAGCAGUUACAACUGCAUUUCUUAUGAGGAAAUUGUUGAGAAUUAGCACACUUGAUAGACAUGGUCAUAGAAUGGUUUAGUUGAUGUAUAUGGGUCUUUGAGAUGAAUAUGUACUGUGCUGCAGGCUCAAAAUUCAAUUAUUUGAUGGGCUAGAGGAUAUAAAGCUGGAGACUCAACUUAGAAAUUAAAUCAAUGACUGGUUAAUCUCAUCUUUCAUCUGGUUUGAGGAAUGCUUUAUUCCAUGUUUUGAAGAGAAAAAAUUAAAUGUAAUAUGCGUGGAGCUUGGUUUCUGUUCUGAAUUUGUUUCUGGAUAUCCAUGAGGUAUCCCUACACAUGGUAACAGAUGAUUAUAAUCUUUAGUAACAAAAUUCCUUUUAGAACUCCCCAGAUAACAUGCCACAUGUCUCUAUGUGGUUGAUAUCUCUAAACAGUAUUAACGGGAUUUACUAAUGGGAUUUUUUUAUUCCAUUGCUUUGGCAAGUUCAUUUAUGGGGACUCAGUGAAGGCCAGCAUACCUAGGUCUUUCCAGCUAAUUUUGAAAUAGCUCAUAGUUCUUUGGGAUCAGAAACUCAACCUCGACUUACUGUUCACCGAGGCUCAAACAGGUUACUGAUUGUGACCAAAUAUGUAUUUUACUUCUUCAAGGCAGUAGAGGUCGAGAUCAUGACUGGUAUGGGAGAGGAUUCCUAUACAGAAAGUUGGAUGAUUCUUCAUAUCUGCAACAAAUCCUUUGCUCUAAUGUAUGGGUUCCACUGAAGCAGAUGGUAAUGGUUGUCAGAAGAUGGCAACUGUAGCCUGUAGCAAUGUAUCAACCAUGCCAUUCGCAACUAGCUCUUAAAACUUCUAAUUUUUAAGCACUUGCUAGAAAUUGUGCUUGCAGGUGGUGGUCUGUGUUUUCAUACAGACAAUGCAGUCACCAAUUGUACAACUCAUCCAACAACAUUGAUAAGCUUAAUUUGUAUUGAUUUAAUUUCUUUAUAGAAACCAGUUCUCAUAAAUAGAUAGUGUUUGAUAGUGUUUAGAUGCAAGGCAAAUGUAGAAUGGGUAGAAUACUGUGAAGUGUAGUUCUUGUAUUGGAUUCAAAGAAAUGGACUGGAUUCUUCUUACUUUGUUAA
Molecule: messenger RNA, 2420 nt
Organism: Malania oleifera
Lineage: Eukaryota; Viridiplantae; Streptophyta; Magnoliopsida; Santalales; Ximeniaceae
Product: pentatricopeptide repeat-containing protein At3g14580, mitochondrial
Exons: 1
Coding region: 137-1351 (404 amino acids)
Molecular function (GO): protein binding
Source: RefSeq, a predicted model, not a curated record